This is a messenger RNA of Penicillium longicatenatum, 666 nucleotides long. Its product is annotated as ankyrin repeat domain-containing protein. The record is from RefSeq and is a predicted model, not a curated record. Lineage: Eukaryota; Fungi; Ascomycota; Eurotiomycetes; Eurotiales; Aspergillaceae. Gene Ontology annotation, molecular function: protein binding. The transcript has 2 exons. Bases 1 to 666 code for a protein of 221 amino acids.
AUGUCUGCCCCCAAGUCCACUGUGCCUAUUGCACUUUCCACCGAGGCAAUUGAAGACCUCAUUUACGAUGCCCGAGCCGGUGAUCUCGAGGCUUUGAAUGCCGACAUCGCCACCUUGGCUUCGCAGCACAACUGCCCGGAGUGGCAAAUCGUAGCAUCGGCCAUCGAUAUGGAAGAAGAAAGCGAGGGCGGCACCGGCGCCUGCGUGUUGCACUUCCCUGCCGCGAAUGGAAACUCCGAAAUUCUCAACGCUCUUCUCCAAAAACUUGCUGGUGCCGAUGCGGCGCAGCGCACAGCGUUUGUGAACCACCGUAACCACUCUGGUAACACAGCGCUGCACUGGGCUGCGCUGAACACCCACUUGGAGUGUGUCAAGGCGCUUGUCGAGGCGGGUUCGGAUGUUGCUAUUAAGAACGACGCUGGCCACGAUGCUGUUUUCCUUGCUGAGCGGGCUGCUUGGUCUGCUUCCGCGGAGGAGGUCAAGGAGGAUGAGGAGGGCAACCAGGAGAUUGAGAUGACCAUUGGCGAGGAACAGGAGGGUGGUGAGGAGGGUGCUUCUAAUGCUGGGGAGAUGUCUCCGGGCAGACAGGUUGUUGAGUGGUUGUUGAGCUCAGAGAAGUCGGCUGGUCUGGAGAGUGGUGCCAAUGAGGGAUCAAGCUCUGCGUGA